Messenger RNA from Pangasianodon hypophthalmus (striped catfish), 2052 nucleotides. It is a transcript of the gene adhfe1, whose product is annotated as alcohol dehydrogenase iron containing 1. Gene Ontology annotation, molecular function: alcohol dehydrogenase (NAD+) activity; metal ion binding. The transcript is spliced from 14 exons. NCBI's taxonomy places the organism in Eukaryota, Metazoa, Chordata, Actinopteri, Siluriformes, Pangasiidae. Gene Ontology annotation, cellular component: mitochondrion. The coding region runs from base 200 to 1531 and encodes 443 amino acids. The record is from RefSeq and is a predicted model, not a curated record.
GCGCGUAAAUCGGGCAGGGGACGCGGAUUGGGAGGAUAAGACGCUCAGGACGCAGUCAUGGCUGGUCGCGACAGGGUGACGCACUUACUGAGGCAGCUUGCCGUUCAGGCGUCAGACUCCUUUGCCUGCCAGUGGUUUCCGUUUGUUCAAAUCCGAUGUGAUACUUUUUAACAGGUGCAGAUGUCCUGCUCACUCUUCCAUGCAUUCCGUCCACAUCCAUAAGCCAGAUGCAGUUCAUGUAAAUGGGAGAAAAACUGACUAUGCUUUUGAGAUGGCUUGCUCUAAUGUCAGAUUUGGAAAGGGUGUAACCAGAGAGAUUGGCAUGGACUUGCAGAAUUUGGGUGCACAAAAUGUGUGUUUGAUGACGGACACGAACUUGUCCAGAUUGCCUCCAGUAACAGCAGUGCUGGACUCACUAGCCAGACAUGGUGUGAAGUAUGAAUGCUAUGACGGUGUGAGGGUGGAACCUACGGAUUAUAGUUUUAAAGCAGCAAUUGAUUUUGUGAAGAAAAGAAAUUUUGAUGCAUAUGUAGCUGUGGGCGGUGGCUCUGUGAUUGACACCUGUAAAGCUGCAAAUCUUUACGCAUGUCACCCGGAGGCUGACUUUCUGGAUUUUGUCAAUGCGCCAGUUGGGAAAGGAAAACCAAUUACCCGAUCACUGAAGCCUCUUAUUGCAGUUCCCACUACAGCAGGUACAGGGAGUGAGACCACAGGUGUAGCGAUAUUUGAUUUUGAAGACCUGAAGGCCAAAACAGGCAUAGCAAGUCGAUCACUGAGGCCUACUUUGGCAGUGGUGGAUCCACUACACACACUGCACAUGCCAGCCAGAGUGGCUGCCAACAGUGGCUUUGAUGUACUCUGCCAUGCUUUGGAAUCCUACACUGCCUUACCAUAUAACAUGAGGAGUCCAUGUCCCACCAACCCCAUCGCCCGUCCCACUUAUCAGGGCAGCAACCCAAUCAGCGAUGUCUGGGCAAGACAUGCCCUCUGUAUAGUAGCCAAGUACUUAAAACGAGCGGUGCGUAAUCCAGAUGAUGUAGAGGCGCGCUCCAGCAUGCACCUGGCAAGUGUGUUUGCUGGAAUUGGCUUUGGUAAUGCAGGAGUUCAUUUAUGUCAUGGAAUGUCAUAUCCUAUCUCUGGGAACAUCAAAACCCAUAAAGCUAAAGGAUACAGAGUGGACCAUCCGUUAGUGCCUCAUGGCCUCUCUGUGGUUCUCACAUCUCCUGCUGUGUUUGCCUUCACUGCCUGUAUGUGCCCAGAGCGCCACCUAGAGGCAGCAGAGAUACUGGGUGCUGAUGUAAGGAAUGUGAAGACAGAAGAUGCUGGACAUGUGUUGGCAGACAUACUGAGGAACUUUCUGUAUGACCUGGAGGUAGAAGAUGGCUUGUCUGAAAUUGGCUACAGUAAAGAGCACAUUCCUGAGCUGGUGAAGGGAACUAUUCCUCAGGAGCGGGUGACAAAACUCUCACCGAGAUCUCACACUGAAGAGGAUCUCACUCAUUUGUUUGAAGCAUCCAUGAAACUGUACUAAACAAUGAUUAGACAUCUGCUGUUUUAGUAUGAAAUUGGAAGAAAAUCAUGAUUUAUGUUGUAAAUAUAAAUAAUGUAGUAUGGUAUUUUUAUGAGUACAAAGCAGACAGAAUUUCAUCUGCCUUUUGUAGUCUUGUACAAUAACUACAAUUCACAAGUUAUCACAAAAUGUUAUCCAGAAGCAUUUUAGCCCAAAUGUUUAUAUACAGCAGAAAUAUGCUGGAAAAUCUAUCCACACUGAUAUUCACGCUCUAAAGCUCUAAAGUCCUCUAAAGCUGAAAUAUAAUAAUUACUAGUUGAUGAAUUGCUGUUGCAAUAAUCGGGAAUAAAGACUGAUGUGUAAAGGUGUGUACAGGGUUCUACACUGUUAUUGAAGGAAACACCAGCUUAAAAAAAAAAUUUGUAUUUGAAACUGCCCAAAUUCCUAAUAAUAAGAAUUUCAUGUGCAUGUUUCAAUUCAUAUAUCUGCUUUUUUAAAAAUUCAUUUUAUUUUAAAGCUGAAUAAAAUUUAUUUAUUCAGUA